AUGGAUCGCCGCCGCGGCGCCGCGAUGCGGAAGCCGGCGCUGGAGAUCGACGCGACGCGCACGGCGGCGGGCGAGGAGGAGGAGGAGCCGGUGAGCCCGACGGGGCGGCUGUUCCGGGAGCCGCACUUCAGCUGCCACAUCGUCUCCGUCUUCGGCCUUGGCGGCGCGGUCGACCUCCCCGCCGUGCGGGCCGGCCUCGAGGCCUCCCUCGCGCGCCACCCGCGCUUCUGCAGCCUCCAGGUGCUGGAUGAGCAGGAGGAGGACCCUAGACCGAAGUGGGUUCGGACAACGGUGAACAUAGACGACCAUGUCAUCGUCCCGGACCUGGACCCCACCGCCACGUCGGCUGACCCUGACAGGGCUCUGGAGGACUACGUGUCAUCCCUGUCCACGCUUCCAAUGGACCACUCCCGCCCGCUCUGGGAGCUGCACGUCCUCGACUUCCCCACCUCUGAAGCCACCGCCGCCGUCGUGCUCCGCGUGCACCACUCCGUCGGCGACGGCGUCUCCCUGCUGUCGCUCUUCAUCGCGUGCACCCGACGGGCCUCCGACCAGGCAUCGCUGCCGGCUCUGCCGAGCACCACCGCCGGCCGCCGCCGCGCUGGCCCAGUGUACGCCCUGUCGUCGCGGCCGCGGCUCUCGCCUUCGUGGGACGCUCUGGCUGCAAUCGCCGCGUGGGUCGUGUCGUUUCUCGUGCUCCUGUGGCACACGGUGGUGGACGUGGUGUGCUUCGUGGCGACGGCGACGUCGAUCCUGGGCGACCCGCCGACGCUGUUCAAGGGCGCGGAGGGCGUGGAGUUCCGGCCCAAGCGAUUCAUGAACCGGACGCUCAGACUUGACGAUGUCAAGUACAUCAAGAACGCCGUAAACUGCACUAUAAACGAUGUGCUGCUUGGAGUGACUUCUGCCGCAUUGUCUCGGUAUUAUUUUCGGAAAACAGGACAAAGCGGCAGCGAGACCAUCAAGGUGCGGUCCACUCUUCUUGUCAACCUAAGAAAGACUCCUGGCCUUCAUACGCUGGCUACUAUGAUGGAGUCGGGCAAAGACAACGGUGCGCAGUGGGGGAAUCGGCUCGGCUACAUGAUACUCCCGUUUCACAUAGCCAAGCACAGCGACCCUCUCAUGUACGUCCGGAAGGCGACCCAGGUUGCGCGCAGGAAGAAGAGCUCCAUGGAAUCGGUCUUCACCUUCUGGAGCGGGUCGGUCAUAUUGAAAUUCUUCGGCAUUAAGGCCGCAGCUUCUCUAUGCUGCGGCAUGAUGAGGAACACCACCCUGUCCUUCUCCAACGUCGCUGGGCCAACCGAGCAGGUGGUCUUCUACGGACACCCCAUCGUCUACAUUGCCCCCAGCGUCUAUGGGCAUCCACAUGCCCUGACAAUGCAUUAUCAAAGUUAUGCUAACAUUAUCAAGCUAGUCCUAGCAGUCGACGAAACACAGUUUCCAGAUGCUCAUGAACUUCUGGAUGACUUCGACCAGUCUCUCAGGAUCAUUAGGGAGGCAGCUUCAGAAAAACAAAAGGACACAUGAAAAUAUGUUUCACAGUAGUAGAAUGUAAGAAGGGGGAGAUGAGUGCGUACACAAAAUUCAAAAGAUUUUUUUAUGUACGACUAGAACGGCAGGGAUCGGCCUUGGAAUCUCCAAUCAUUCUUGAUGUAUUGCCGCAACUGCAUGGAUCAAGCAUUGGUGAUGGACAUUACAAGGCAGAAGAAGAAGGUGACGUACAGCUUUCUCCAUAUAUGUGUACAAACCAUGUAUUUUAAGAAUGCUUAUUGUUGUCGUUGCUUGAAGCCCACAUUAGUCCUCUA
Molecule: messenger RNA, 1805 nt
Organism: Lolium rigidum
Lineage: Eukaryota; Viridiplantae; Streptophyta; Magnoliopsida; Poales; Poaceae
Product: wax ester synthase/diacylglycerol acyltransferase 11-like
Exons: 7
Coding region: 1-1527 (508 amino acids)
Biological process (GO): triglyceride biosynthetic process
Cellular component (GO): plasma membrane
Molecular function (GO): diacylglycerol O-acyltransferase activity; long-chain-alcohol O-fatty-acyltransferase activity
Source: RefSeq, a predicted model, not a curated record